GGAGGAGGGGGACGGGGGUAUUUCAUGGAACGCGUGAAGCAGUAGUCAAGAGAGAGCCCUGUCUUGGUAGAACUAUUCCACGGUUCCUGGUCAGGCAUCACUUUUCAUGCCUGAAUCGAGGGGCUGGUCAAGUCAAGACUCAUGUCGGCUUCUCGAAAAGAAGUUGUAUCCAAACAAUUGACAUUACAGACACUCCUGCCAAACAUGGCCAUCGACGCACACGUCAAGGAGUGGCAGCACCGCGCGGACGCCCUCAAGCUUCUCAAUCUCAAGCAGAUCGAAGGCCCUCUCGGCGAACUCGACGCACACCUCACCCUGCGAAGCUACAUUGUUGCCUACAGACUCACCGACGCCGACUUGACGGUAUGGAAGACGCUGCGAUCGAACCGAGUGGCCCACGCCUACAUCAAGCAGAACCUCAUGGUCAAUCUGUCGCGCUGGUUCAGCUUCAUUGAAGACACCGCCAAGCCCACCAUCGACCUCCCAGCAAGAGUCAAAGAGCCGGCAGACGAUGGCGCCAACUACGAAAUCGGCCUGCCAGACACCGAGAAAGGUGUCGUCACUCGUUUCCCUCCAGAGCCGUCUGGAUACCUCCACAUCGGCCACGCCAAGGCCGCACUGCUCAAUGACUACUUUGCGCACAAGAAGUACAAGGGCAAGUUGAUCGUCCGUUUCGACGACACCAACCCGUCGAAGGAGAAGGAGGAGUUCCAGGACAGCAUUCUGAAGGACUGCGAGCUGCUUGGCAUCAAGCCUGAUCAAGUGACAUACACCAGCGAUUACUUUCAGGACCUGUAUGAGCGCUGUGUGCAGAUGAUCAAGGAUGGCCACGCAUACGCAGACAACACCCCGCAAGAGCAGUUGCAGAAGGAGCGCAUGGAGAAGAUUGAGUCACAACACCGCAAUGACUCCAUUGAGGACAACCUCAAGCACUUCGAGGAGAUGAAGACGGGCAGUGAGGAAGGCAAGAAGUGGUUCAUUCGUGCCAAGCUCGACAUGAGCUCAAACAACGGCGCUAUGCGGGAUCCAGUCAUCUACCGCUGCAACCCAGAUCCACACCACCGAACUGGCAGCACCUGGAAGAUCUAUCCGACGUACGACUUCGCAUGCCCGGUCGUGGACUCAGUCGAGGGUAUUACCCACGCACUGAGAACCACCGAGUAUAAUGAUCGUGACGCCCAGUACCAAUGGUUCAUCAAGACUCUUAACCUUCGACCUGUACACAACUGGAACUUUGCGCGCAUGAACUUCAUCAAGACUUUCCUGUCGAAGCGGAAGCUCACAAAGGUCGUUGAGGAAGGCAAGGUGUGGGGCUGGGAUGAUCCACGUAUGCCGACUGUACGUGGUAUUCGUCGUCGUGGUAUGACCAUUCCCGCACUGCAGGAAUUCAUCGUCAAGCAAGGCCCAUCCAAGAACAUCAUCACCAUGGACUGGACCACAAUCUGGGCCACGAACAAGAAGUACAUCGACCCUAUCGCUGCUCGAUACACUGCUGUCGAAGCCAAGGACAAGGUUAUAUGUACCGUUGCCGGAGCUCCGGAGGCCGCCCGCACUGAGGAGAAGGAUGUCCACCUCAAGAAUGCUGAGCUUGGCAAGAAGAAGGUGGUUUUCAGCAAGAACAUCAUCCUCGAUCAAGCCGAUGCCCGCUCUUUCGCUGAAGGCGAGGAGAUCACCUUGAUGAACUGGGGCAAUGCCAUCGUCAAGUCCAAGAAGCAUAGCCUCAAUCCACUCAACCUGGUCAAGUCCGAGGAGAACAAGCCAGUAACGGAGCUUGAGCUUGAGCUGCACCUCCAAGGUGAUGUCAAGAAGACUAGCAAGAAGGUCACUUGGCUCUCCACGGAUCAGGAACUUGUCCCACUCGUCAUGUAUGACUUUGACUACUUGAUCAAGAAGGACAAGCUCGAGGAGGACGAUAGACUGGAGGAUGCGCUGACCGAGGUGACUGAGUUCAAGACUGAGGCGCUGGCUGACUGCAACAUCGCCAACCUGAAGGAGGAUGACAUCGUGCAGUUUGACCGCAAGGGUUACUUCCGCAUCGACAAGGCCUUCAAGCAUGGCGAGAGCGUUGUGGCCUUCCAGAUCCCAACUGGAAAGAAGAUGUGAUCCAAUUUCGAAUUCAAGGCAAUCGAGGAAAGCGUUACGACUUAGGUACAGGUAGAUGAUUGACGCAAAGACGAAAAGCUGUCGGCACUGCCGCUGCACUCC
Pseudocercospora fijiensis CIRAD86 is the source of this 2205-nucleotide messenger RNA. RefSeq lists its product as uncharacterized. Gene Ontology annotation, molecular function: ATP binding; glutamate-tRNA ligase activity. Gene Ontology annotation, biological process: translation; glutamyl-tRNA aminoacylation. NCBI's taxonomy places the organism in Eukaryota, Fungi, Ascomycota, Dothideomycetes, Mycosphaerellales, Mycosphaerellaceae. The record is from RefSeq and is a predicted model, not a curated record. Bases 142 to 2103 code for a protein of 653 amino acids. Gene Ontology annotation, cellular component: cytoplasm; cytosol; methionyl glutamyl tRNA synthetase complex. The transcript has a single exon.